AUGGUUGAAUUUGAUGGUGAUAUAUUUUUAAAAACCUUCUCCUCUGAUCUUAUCUUGAAGAUUUUUGGUUAUGUUCCAAAACAGUUAUUGAUGAAGAUUAAAGAUGUUUCUUCAAUUUCAAAAUACAUAUUAAAGGUGGUUUAUAACGCUUGUGUUAUUGUUAAUGGAGCUGAUAUUCUUCAUCCAGGAGAAUACUUUAGAAAAGUGAAAUUGAUUGAAGAAAGUGAAAAGAUUCCUCUUGUUGAUGAUGAUUUCCUGUUUGUUCCAACAUUUAUCAAUAUCGAUAAAUUUAUUGACUUUCGUAAAGAAUACCCAGAUUUCAACCCAAACAAAUUAAUAUUUGAAAAUGUUGAAGAUUUCAUUAGAUUACAUAAUUUAAUUCCAGAAACAUUACAAGGAAUUCAAUCAUUUGAAAUCCUGGUUCCAUCUUUUUUUUCAAACAAUUUAAAUCUCAUGCUUGGUGGUGAAAGUGUUUCAGAAGAUGAAAGGUUUCACGCGUUAAACGCGUUGAUUGCAUCAAUGCCGUAUAACAUUGAAAGUCUUAAGGAAUAUCCUAUCAGUCUGCAAGGAUUGCUUGUCCCUGAUUCUGUUAAAGAGUUGGAAAUUGUUGCUGAAAAGGAUACUACUGUUGAUUUUUCACUUUUGAAAGAUUUGCCAAAUUUGACAAGAUUGAAAAUUACUGGGGCAAAACUUGAAAUGAAUGAUCUUGAAAACUUACCAUCUAACAUUGAAAGUUUACAAUUAAUCAAAUCUUUAGUCAUUGAAGAUUGUUCAAAUCCACAUUUUCCAACAGAUUUGAAACAUCUUGAAAUCAAUCCUUUCAAAAUGGUAUCCGAUGAAGCAGAUGAUGAAAAAGAUGAAGCAGAUGAUAUUAGCUGUGAUUUAUCCAGUUUGGAAAACUUGAAAACUUUAAAACUUUCAAAUGUUAGAUCAUCCUCCUUGGAUUCUUUGGAGCUACCAAAAAACUUGAAAACCUUAAUCAUAAAUGAAUCAAAAUCGUUAACUAGUUUGGGAUCUUUAAAGAAAUAUCAUUUGGAAAAUCUUGAAGUUUUUGAAACUGAUAAAUUACCGCCAAAUGCUAUUUUAUCGGAAGACGUACUUCCAGUUGGUUUGAAAUCUUUGAGAAUCACUCGACGUAAACCUAGAGAUAUAGAUGAGGACGCUGGUGUGAUUCAAGAAAAUAUAUACUUGCCUCCUAAUCUUAAGAAAUUCAAUUUGCAAGAUGGAUCAUUUGACAUGGGAGAUGAUUUUAAAUUGCCAGAGUCUAUUACUUCAUUGACUAUUAUUGGAUGUCGUGCCCCAGGUCUCAAGUCAUUGGUUCUGAACUUGAAAGAAUUGAAAGAAUUGAAUGAUUUGACUCUUAUUCGAAUUGAAAAGUUACAAGGAAUUGAAAAUACUAUUUUCCCUCGUCAUUUAAGAAACUUGGUAAUUAGAAACUGUGGUGUAUUGGUAUUUGCAGAUACUAAUAUCAAUGAAUUAACUUAUUUAAAGAUAUUGGAAUUGGAUGCCUAUACAUUUGACUUUGGAAAAUUUCCUAAAAACUUGGAGUCCAUCAAAUUAAGGUCCAGUAGUUAUAGAAGACGGAAUGAAGAUAUUGUUGACAUCACUUGCACCUCAGGUGAGUUUGUCCAUUUGAAAGAACUCGUUACGUCUAGUAAGCAAGAAAUUUCGGGAGUUUCAUUUCCAAACUUAAGAAAAUUGACUUUUGUCAAGUGGGUCUUUAAGGAUCUGUUAGAUAAGAUUUGUCCAAAUGUUACAGAAAUCAUUGAUGAAGAUUGUGAUCAUAGUUUGGAAGACUUUGAAAACUUGGAUAAAUUGAAAUACUUACGUAUUAAUUCUUCAUUUUCUGUUGAUAACAUAAAGGAUAAUUUUUGUUUCCCAAAAUCUUUGGAAGAGUUGGACUUGAAUGGUUGUAGAUGUGGUGAUGGUAAAAUUGCAAAAUUGAAUUUACAUAACCUUUCAAAUUUAAAGAUUCUUAAUCUUACUUAUAAUAGAUUGACUGAGAUAAAAAGUAGUUGGUUACCUAAAAGUUUGGUUCAUCUUUCUUUAGGUCAAAAUAAUUUGAAGAUCCUUGAUUUGAAAGAUCUUGAAUCCUUGGAAGUGUUGAGAUUGAAUAGGAAUGAGUUUGAAGAAUUUCAAGAAGGUGAUGUUCAGUUCCCUAAAUCUUUGGUAAUUCUUGAUGCUAAUAGUAUUGGGAAGCAUCGCUAUGGUAUGGACCUGAAUGAUCAUUUUCCAAUUGGUCAUUGUAAGAGAUUGAAAACUAUGUAUGGUAGAGAGGAAUUCAAAGAGGAGGUAUUGAAAAUAGCAGCGGAAGUUUGA
This is a messenger RNA of Candida tropicalis MYA-3404, 2319 nucleotides long. Its product is annotated as leucine-rich repeat domain-containing protein. The transcript has a single exon. Gene Ontology annotation, molecular function: protein binding. The record is from RefSeq and is a predicted model, not a curated record. Lineage: Eukaryota; Fungi; Ascomycota; Pichiomycetes; Serinales; Debaryomycetaceae. Bases 1 to 2319 code for a protein of 772 amino acids.